Messenger RNA from Pocillopora verrucosa, 3713 nucleotides. The record is from RefSeq and is a predicted model, not a curated record. NCBI's taxonomy places the organism in Eukaryota, Metazoa, Cnidaria, Anthozoa, Scleractinia, Pocilloporidae.
AUCAGCAAAACACCAUGGAACACAUUCUCGAAGAACCGAUCCAGUCUAGCCCCCGACUGAACUCGAAAUACUCGAAAAUACCCCUGGAUCAUCGUAGUAGAGGGGAGGACGGCAUGAGAGUCUAUCCUCGUCUUAAAGGGUAUGCACAUCAUCAAGACAUCGUUAGCCAAGACAGUAACUCUGAAGACGAAGACAAACAGGGAGAUGAAGCAGCCAAUAAUUACACGAGCAGUUCUAAUGACGAUGACGAUCGUGGUGGUGACGAUGAUAUUGAUGAUGAUUAUGAUGUCAUUAGAAAUAGCGAAGAAAGCAAUGAGAACAAAGAUGAUGACGGAGUUAAUGACGAUGACAAUGGUGAGAACUGUGAUGAAAACUGUGAAAUUGAAUAUCUUAAUGAUCAUGAAAGUAGCAAUAACUACGAUGAUGAAGAUAACUUUGCCAGCAACAAUGGCGUUUCUGCUAAAAGUUGCACAAUUCAAUCCACUCUAUAUCCAAAAGAAGACGAAACAUUUGUGGGGUCAGCCGAAACUAAUGAGUCUUUGACUGAAGAAUUAAACGCCAACAUGCGAUUUGACUCACAGUACAGCAUUGAUGAAGACACAGGCAACUCUAGUGCUGAAAACAAUGAUGGAAGCCUAGCCAGUAGCGAUGGUAUCAGCAGUAAUAAUGGACGUUCUUGUAAAAAUUUCAACACCAGAAGUGACAAGGAGAAAGAUAAAGACCUGAAAAAAACUAACAGCUCUGAAGUAGGAAACAAUGCAGAGCUUUCAGCGGAAAGAGAUGGUGAAGCUACAAGUCAAGGAGCAAGACCAAAGACUGUGCAACAGAAUCCAGAGCUGCUCAAUGCACUUGACACACAUUACCAGAAUGGGAAGAUACCAUCCUUAGAGACAACUGGUAUUAAUCGAAACUUUCUCGCCCGGCACUCAACAGAUCCGAAUCUUCCACAGAGUUCGUUUUCAGAAAGUUAUGACAAGCCAGUUAGCAACAAGAAUUCAAACGAUUGGACUCAACACUCUCUAACCAGAAAUAGCAGCUCCUCCCCAUUUUGGAGCCUUCCCCAUUCAUCGGCUCCGGAUAGAAGCGGGUUGAUGCUAAAGAAUGCAUAUUCCAAGGCGGUGAGUCCACGGUACCGAGAUCCGAUGCCAGUGAAUUACCAGCCUGUGACAUCAAUGACGGGGCAGUUCACCGGUGCCAGUGGCUUCAGCCGAGGCGUUGAUUCGUUUAACUGGAAUGAAAAUCUGCCAAGUAAAAAACAUCAGACGAGCUUUUCAAGUUUUGAAGACUUUUCUGGGGGAAAUGAGACUCAGACGGCAUCACCUUCACUAGGAGUUAGACCAUUGGCGCCCGCUGUGAGAUAUCCAGUCGUUACCACACCAGAUUUUCCUACCACCACUUGGCAAUUCUCUUCAAGCACGACUUCAGGAAAUGUAGCCCCAGUUACUUCCACUUAUGAUGUGUUAGGAAGUCAUGGACAAGAACGUGUAGGGGACUUCAACACUUACAGACCCUCCUAUGGAGAUAGCUUAGAAAAUGGUGGUUUGACUGCAUCAGAAAUGGUUCAUUCAGAGACACGAGAAGGAAGCUCGAGGAACCAUGGCCUAUUCAAUUAUCAACAGGAAGGUUCAUUUGCUUCAGUAUCGCUCAGGGACCCUUCACUGGUUUCUCUAGAACAACAAGUGGCUGAAAUCGAUAGAGUUCUUAAAGAGCGAGAAGAAAGAACCAAAAGGCAGAGAGAGGCGACACAAAGACAUAGGGAUACAAGAGAACGGAGGCAAAGAGAGGCGAGAGAAAGGAAAGAGAGAGAAGAAAGGGAAAGGAGAGAACAAGAGGAGAGAGAAAGGAGGGAGAGGGAACAGAGAGAAAUGAGAGAAAGAGAAGAGAGAGAAAUGAGAGAAAGGGAAGGAAGAGAAAAUAGAGAGGGAAUGGAAAGAGAAUUGAAAGAGCGAAGAGAAAGGGAAACAACAGUAAGAGAAAACAGAACCGCAGCGGAGAGCCUUCCACUUCAGGAGACUCCACAAUGGCAGUGUGAACAUUACCAGAGGAGAUGUAGUGUCAAGUUUCCAUGUUGCGGAGUGUUUUAUCCGUGCCACCGCUGUCACAACUUAUCGGGGACGUGCCCUGCUGAUGAUAGAAAGGCACAUCAUGCGACGCAUGUCAAGUGCGGAAAUUGUGGACGGGAAGAAGAGGUAAAUGAAGGAAGUCAAACCUGCAGACGCUGUGGCGUAAAAUUGUCAGAAUAUUUCUGCCCAAAGUGUAAGCAUUUUACAGGAGUUGACAAGAACCCUUUCCACUGUGACAAGUGUGAAAUCUGUCGUAUUUACAAGGACAGAUCAUUUCACUGCGACGUGUGCAAUGUUUGCUUGGACAAGCGACUGGAGGGAAAACAUAAAUGUCGGCCGAACUCAGGACAUGAUGAGUGUUGCAUCUGCUUGGAGGACGCUUUCAGCGGUUGUCAAAUCCUACCAUGCUCUCACAAGGUUCACAGGGAGUGUGCCAUUGCAAUGAUACAGAAUGGCGUACGUAAUUGCCCAAUAUGCCGGCACCCUUUGUAUGGUCAGCUCCAGCAGUAACUUCUCAGACUCAGGAAACAGAGGAUUCAAGCCAAGAAUUUGAAUACAGGCCAGAAUUCUUCGCUACCGAGUGCUUAAACUAUCAGAAUCAAGAAAUGUGCACUUUGCAUUGCUUGUCAACGUCUCAUCUGAUACUGGAGUUAAAGAUAACGAAUGAAACGCUUUUAAUCCUUCUGUAAUCAGUUUGGAAUCAGUGCUAGGUUGCAAAUGCAUGAGAAAGUUUAAGUACACUUUCAGCAUGAGAUAUAUAAAAUGAAAUAAAAUUGCUCGUAACUGUCGAAAGGAAGAGUAAGUAAGUAAGUGAACUCUAUUUAAAACAGGGUGGCCGAUUCAGCUACGAGGCUGUUGUCCUGAGGGGCUCAGUAUACGCCUAAAAUCAUUACAAUAUUAUAAUCAAUUACAAUUAGCACUUGUAGUCUAAAAACUUGUGGUCUAAGAAAAACUUUUAAAAAAACCUACAAUACUUAUAAUCGAAUUCUAAUAAACUCUUGUAGGCUAAGACCUUAUAAUAUUUAAAAAAAAACUCAUAAAUACAUAUAUAGAACUGGAUCUAAGUUACAAGAUAGUAAGUAUUUAAACAUCAGCACUUUGUAAAAAUCUAUGCAAAAUCGUGUUUCAUCACUAGUCACUUAAAAGCCUUCAAAGACGCUGCCCGAGGCUUAGUUUGGGUCUUGAAGGAUGAAUGUCUUCACGCCUGCGAGGAUUGUAACUAAUGAAGCUGUAGUUUCUUGUAAAAUAAUCAGAAAGAUAGUGGAGCACUAAUUAUUAAGAUAUUUGUAGACUAAAAUAGACUUGUUCCUUUUCCUGAUAGUUUCUGAGUUAGGCCAUUAGAGCUUAGAUUUCAAGUAGUCACUAAUCUAUAUUUUUAAUGUGCCAAAUUUGAAGUCGACAAACAUUGAUUUGUUUUCUAUGAAAACAAUCUUUAUCUUUUUUAACAAGACAGCCUUAAACAUGUUUCCGCAGCGUUUCAUUUGAUGCUAAUGAGUUAAAGAUAAUGAGAAAAUUCCCUUGAUUAUUUUGUAAUUAAUUUGGAAUUAGCGCCAACAAGAAAAUGAACGUAGAAUAUUUGUACCAGGUUGCAAAUGCGUCAGAAAGCUUUAACUACACUUGUAAGAUGAGAAAAAUAGCAAAAAAAUAAAA